This is a messenger RNA of Alosa alosa (allis shad), 2031 nucleotides long. RefSeq names its product protein transport protein Sec16B-like. The record is from RefSeq and is a predicted model, not a curated record. Bases 155 to 1945 code for a protein of 596 amino acids. The transcript has 15 exons. Gene Ontology annotation, biological process: Golgi organization; autophagy; COPII vesicle coat assembly. NCBI's taxonomy places the organism in Eukaryota, Metazoa, Chordata, Actinopteri, Clupeiformes, Clupeidae. Gene Ontology annotation, cellular component: ER to Golgi transport vesicle membrane; endoplasmic reticulum exit site.
GUGUGCACAUGAACGUGCUCAAAAUCGAUCCUGAGUUUAGACAGAGAGGCACGUUUUUCGACAGUCUGCAUUCAGAAUAAUCUUUCUUGUCGGACUUGUAAGCGCAUAGCCUACCCGAGUAAAGGAAAGUUACAGUCUGCUGGCUGUCCUCGCCAUGACUUCCGAGACAGUGAGCUUGGCCUCAGAGAUGUCUGUGAAAAUGUCGGAUGAGGGAAAUAUUCGUAAACCGAAGGCUGUUUGUGGAGCCCUCCUCUCACCUGAACUUCACCUGCAGGUCAAAAAACUGGUAGAUGUUCCUAGUGAGGCCCGGAUUCAUGAGCAUCAAGUAGAUGCCCUGGGUGAGACUGAGGCAAAAAAGCCAAUCUGUCAAGCAAGGCUUGAGAGAGCCAAUGCAGGAUCUCAUGCCGCCUGGUGGGAUUUCUACUUUGGGAGAUAUGAAGCUUUCUUUGCGCAGGUUGCCUCUGUAACCCCCAAGCUUGAUUAUCUGGAUUGCGACUCAGACAGUCAGUCUGAUGAAGAAGAUGUGAUACAGAGAGACUUGCUGGCUUUGAAGAUGGAUUCUCUUAAUGGAAAAGUAAUAUUUCCUGGGCCACUUGUGAGAGGUGUGACGGAUCAUAGAGCAGUAUACCACUACAUUCUGACUGAGUGGCAGCGGUGUAUCAAUGAUGAAUCCAUUGAAGACAAAGCAGGAGUUGACAUGGUCUGGCGUAUGCUGGCUAUGAUGUGGAGAAAGAAUGGCAUGGUGUCUGGCAAGGACCUGGCCAUCCAACUGCUGCAGCAACUGCAUGGAACUAGAGCUCCAGAUAGUCAUGGUCAAGACCUUGUGGAAUUGCUCAUUCUGAACAAGAAAGAGGAAGCUCUAAACCUUGCCAUUAAAAAUGAAUACUGGGAGCAUGCAUUGAUACUGGACAGCUUUUUUAGGAAAGCAUCAUGUGUCCCAUCCAUAACUAGGUUCAUCAGCAGUCUGGAUGAUUCUGACCCAAUGAAGACAUACUACCAUGUCUUUCUAAGACAAAUUCCAGGAGUUGUUUCUAAAUGUGGGGACAUGAGCUGGAGAGAGUGGUGCCCCCAUCUGGCCAUCAUCUUGGCCAAUUCCAUCUGCCCUCAACUCCAGAAUGUGAUGGUCAACAUGCUGGCUGAUACUCUUGCAAGGAAUGGGCACAUGUGGUCUGCUCAUUUCUGUUAUAUGGCCAUGCGCAUAGAGCCUAGUUACUAUCAUCGGGACUCUAAGCUGACACUGAUUGGACAGGAUUUCAGCAUGCCAUUGAAGGAGUUUGCAUGUGAUGCUGCAAUACAACGGACUGAGGCAUAUGAGUACCUUUUGUCUUUCAACACAGGGAAUCAAUGUUUACGUUUCCAGACUAUGAAGAUCCUCUACAGCUGUAGACUGCUCGGGGCAGGACACUUCGCUGAGGCCCUUAAAUAUGCGGAGGCUGUCGCAACGGUCUUUUUAGCUCAUUCAGUUAGACCAUGCCCAGCUAUGACCAGACUUCUGAAGCUAUGUGACGCACUAUGUGUGGCACUGCCUAUCCAGUUCCCAUGCUGGAUAGAGCCUCCCUGGAUGGCCACACUGAGGAGGCAGGGUAAUGACUCAACCCAUGAGGACCUCAGUGAGCCUGACCAUGGUUCAGAACAGCCCCAUCAAGUGGUGCCACUGGACAAUGAGACUCAAGUCUCCGCUCAGGACGGCGAGAUGGAAAUGUCCAGACCAGAAUCCUCCGCUCAUCUCCAGGACGUCUCUGAGGCCCAGUGUGUAGCAUUAACUUCUGCGCAGGAGGCCAUGCCUUUGCAUGUGGAGAAUGAGGAGAGUGGUCGCCACUCCCCUGUGGACAUGGGGGAGGGUGAUGAGCACUGCCUCUCAGAGGACUCUGGCCCGGCAUCCAGGUCUCGCAUGAAGCGGUUUUGGAUCCGCUGUUUUGGAUGGUGUGGCAAAGCACAGGACUAAUGCUGCAGCUCUCCAUCAAUUUAUGAGCAAUUCUUAUGCAAUUCUUUUGCAUUCUAUUUUUUGCAAUAUUUUGAAUAAAUAACAAC